This is a messenger RNA of Austrofundulus limnaeus, 3192 nucleotides long. RefSeq names its product coiled-coil domain containing 9 (gene ccdc9). The transcript has 15 exons. Bases 189 to 2549 code for a protein of 786 amino acids. NCBI's taxonomy places the organism in Eukaryota, Metazoa, Chordata, Actinopteri, Cyprinodontiformes, Rivulidae. The record is from RefSeq and is a predicted model, not a curated record.
AAAUCUCCCGAGUGGCUCUUUAUUUGGCAGGAAGUUAGCUUAAGAAGCUAACAUCGGGCCCAGUCAUGAGGACAGGCUGAGGAGCAGAAAUUGGCAAAUAAACAACGAGUCCAGACACAGCUUCUUACUGGUUAUAAAGACGGAUUGAGUGGUCCACAUCUGGAUUUGAAGACAAGUCAAAGGCAGCUAUGUCUUCAACGGUGGAUCUGAAGACCAAGGAGGAGAAGGACGCAGAGCUGGACAAACGAAUCGAAGCGUUGAGGAAGAAGAAUGAAGCUUUAGUAAAGAGGUACCAGGAAAUACAAGAGGACAAGAAGAAGGCGGAGCAAGAGGGCAUUGCUGUGACGACGCCACGGAAGCCCCGCCCCCUGGAGCCGGAGCCGGAGAGGCGAAAGCCAGAGAAGGAGAACUUCACCGUCACCGUCGACCUUUCUAAACCCGUGGGGGAGAAACGAGUUGUGAACGACUGGAAGCCCACCACGCCUCGCGCACACAAGACCUCAGAGGAGAACGAUGACCCCAAAGGACCGAGCGACGACCUCAGCACCCCCAGGAGGACGGGGUCUGGACGAGUGGGUCGGGGAGGCCAGAGAGGAGGAGGCGGAAGAGGAGGAGGAGGAGGAGGAGGAGGAGGAGGAAGUAGGGGCGGAGGCCAAGAGAGGAGAAACCGGGAGCCGAGAACGCCCAGAGAGGGAGAGUCUGGAGAAUUAGGAGGUCAGGGACGCAGAGGAGGAAGGAGAGGAGGAAGAGGAGGAGUGGGAGUGGGAGUGGGAGUGGGAGGAGGAGGAGGAGGAGGAGAAGGAGGAGAAGGAGAAGGGACACCAGGUGGACCCGACAGGAAGUCCAAGGAGUGGGAGGAGAAGAGGCGACAGAACAUCGAGAAGAUGAACGAGGAAAUGGAGCGGAUAGCGGAGUACGAGAGAGGACAGCGGACGGAUGGAGACAAGCCGAUCCGUAACUUCCUGGAUGAUCCAAGGCGCUCCGGCCCUGUGCCGGAUUCAGACCGAAAGGAGGGCAGCAGGAGGCACGUCCGGAACUGGGGCGGGCUGGACUUCGACAACGUGAAGACAGGAAAUGAAGUAGAGAGAGAGUGGACCAGCCGACGGCCCGGUCCAAAAGGUUCUGUGGACAUGACCAUGUCAAUGACGGGCCGGGAGAGGGCGGAGUACCUGCGCUGGAAGAAGGAGCGCGAGCAGAUCGACGAGGAGAGGUUAGCACGCCAUCGUAACGCCACGGGCCAGUGGAGGCGGGAGUGGGACGCUCAGAAGACCGAGAACAUGUUCAAGGAAGACCCGUGUGCAGAGGGUAUCACACCUGAACAGGGCGGCAGGGGCGGCAGGAGAGAUGACAACAAACGGCCUCCCAAAGCACCAACGUUUGGAGACUUCCUGUCCCAGGGCAGGACGCAGGGUCCACUAGGGGACCGGAGCCGAGGGAGGGGCCAAGGCCAGAAACAGAACUACAGUAUGCACGACAAUCGCUGGGAGGGAGAAAAAGAGGACGAGGAGAAGGAGAAGGAGGACAAAUCAAAGACGGAGGUGAAGACGAAGAAGAAGAAGACAGAGGAAAACCCAAAACUUCGCUCACCAGAGAAGGUGCAGGAGAAGAAUGAAGACGAAAAGGAAGAAGAUGAUGAUGAGUGGGAGGAUGCGAGCGACGACGGGGAGGUGGAGGAGGAGGGGCUCGACCCGGAACAGGACUCGAGGGACAGCGAGAAGAAGGACACCAGGAAAGAGAAACCCAGCUCGGUCGCGUCGCCCAAACAUCGCCUUCGGACCACCUCGGCAGGAAGCCCCAAGGAGCAGAGGACACCCAGGCCAAAGGUCCACAUCCCCCCGCCCCCGUCGGCUCAGGAGGCGUCAGAAGGUGGCAAACCCCUCAGCCCCUUUUACCCGCUGGAGGGGCACCACCCCGUGUCCGACUGGGGCGAGGAGAUGGAGAUGUUGUCGCCUCGAAGCAGCGUGGGAGAGAGCCCGCCGAAGCCAUCGAGCACCGAGUCCAGUCCUCCUCAGAAGAAAGAGGAGGAGGAGGACAAGGAGGAGGAAGAGGGGGAGCAGAAGGAAGAAGAAGAGAAACAAGAUGGUCGCUCCAGUGAACCCACCGAGUUACAAAAAGAACAAACAGAUGUUUCUUCUGCCUCAGGAAACACCCAGCAGACCGUCACAGUCUCAGAGGCAGACGUUAUCGCUGCAGACUCACCUGAUGUGGUCUGGUCAGACCCCGCCCCCUCAGAGGUUUCAGACCCCGCCCCCUCAGAGGUUUCAGACCCCGCCCCCUCGGAGGUUUCAGACCCCGCCCCCUCAGAGGUUUCUGGUCCCGCCCCCUCAAAGGUCACCGAGGCAGAUGAGACCACUGACCCAGGUACAGAUGUUGCUCUACCACAAGGAGACAAACCUGCUCCUGCUCCUGCUCCUGCUCCUGCUGUCCCUGAAGCUGAGCACAGCUCCUCUGAAGUUGCAGAGGGGAAAGGUGACAAGGCGGUGGCCGGGAGCAACGGCACUCCAACAGAAGGAGCAGAACCGUCCUCAGAACCAACGUCCUCAGGUUGAUGCAGACAGAUGGGGGAGGAGCGGCACUCGUUUAGCUAAACUAUUAAUUGAAACCAUCAUAAUGAGGAAGAGGAGGAGUGACGAAGCAUCGUGGACCAACGUCUCUCUUUGAGCUGAUUCUAAGACUUUAGAUCACAGGUUCUGAUCCGCCUCAGUGUUUCACCUCAUUCUGUUCAGUACCAAGAUAUCAAAGGUAAAAAAAAAGGUCCCUCAGUUCUUUCUGUGUUCAAAAAGUUUUAUUUUUUAUUUUCUCCUGCUGAGUGAAAACGAACUGAUCUGUGAAGACGAAGGACAGAAAGUUUUCAGAUGGUCCUCUCCAUCCCACACAACACGCCAUGUCUUCCUCUGACAGCUUCUGACCACGAAAUGAACCCGGUGUGGAAACGAGAACUUACUGGUAUUUUCAGCAUUUUUAAAAGAUUUGUGCCAAAAAAAAAUCAUAAAAAUAAAUAAAUAAAAAAAUUCAGAAGUAAAACAUUUUAGUUGAUGAGCAACAUAUUUUAAUUUAUUUGUAUAAAUUAUUGAUCUUUAUUUUUUUAUUUUUGGCACAAAUCGGAUUUCAUAGAAAUCAGCCCCAAACUAAACGAUCAAGAAAAUUACACUAAGAAUUUAAAAUAAAAUAAAAAACACAUCUGUUCUGUGA